AUGAAACAAUUACGGAGCAGGGUCACUAAGCGCAUGACAGUUAAAAGGAGGUUACACUACAAGAAGUUCUCCCACAAGAACACACUCCCGAUCGUCGCACUUCUAGGUGGCUGUUCAAUCGAACUCAACCAGAUAGGCCUACCACAUUGGCUGGUGGCCGAUGCCGUCAUCUUCCAAUUGAACCUAGAACGGGCAUUUAUGGUCACCUCGCGCUUAAUAGAGCUAUGUGGGCUCACAGGUUACACAAGCGAUGUUGAAGAGGAUAUUCUGGAGUGGAACGCGGGAAGUGCUGGAUUGUCGGCGGAGCGGCGUAAUCCAUUGUUUUGUAUCUUGCCACAUGUUCCUGCUUCAUAUCGUGGUUCUCCGUGGUUUUCUUUCCCAACACAUUUAGACUACGAUCAAACGCAUGUCUCCUUUAGAAUUAGAUCCGCUACUGGCCAUACAAUUGAUAGUCAUAGAACUGAGUGAUGCAGAGCACAAGAUAUACUCUAACGAGUUGGUUUGCCUAAGUGAAUAAAGGAAACCAACAGGACAUUGUCAGACGAGCUUAACUGGCGAUAUUCACUUGGGCACGGCUCACGCUCCGAUGCUCAUUUGUAACUCAUAGAUCAUUAGCAAUGAAACCGCGUGCUCAAUUUUGCAUAUUGAAAGCUCGAACAGAAGAAAUACACUUCAGAUAUCGAAAG
Truncatella angustata is the source of this 686-nucleotide messenger RNA. RefSeq lists its product as uncharacterized. Lineage: Eukaryota; Fungi; Ascomycota; Sordariomycetes; Amphisphaeriales; Sporocadaceae. The transcript is spliced from 3 exons. The record is from RefSeq and is a predicted model, not a curated record. The coding region runs from base 1 to 468 and encodes 155 amino acids.